AUGGAACCUUUCCAACAGCUUGAUAAGAUUGAGGAAUACAAAAGAAGACUGGGUAUGCAUACUGCUGUGGUGAAUUCAUCUGGAAAAAUAUGGAUAUUUGUCGAAGAUUUUUUUGAAGUGGAAAUUUUAGCAGAUCAUGAGCAACAAAUUACCGUUAAGCUUAAUAGUAAUGGGUUGCAUGAGGAGAUAAUGGAUAGUCUAGAAGAUUUGGCUACUAAUAUUAAUAGACCAUGGAUGAUAGCAGGUGACUUUAAUGUCAUUAUGUCUGAGAAAGAGAAGUAUGGGGGUCUAGCAGUUGGGGCAAAUGAAAUUCAAGAUUUUAAAGUGUGUAUGAAGAAUUGCAUUGAGGUGAAUCAUUUGAUUAGAAAUGGCUCAGAUCAUGCCCCUCUUUUGAUUUCAUAUUCCGGGAGCACAAUACCAAUUAAGAAACCUUUUAAGUUUCUUAAUUUUUGGGUUAAAAAUGAAACUUUCCUAGAUUUGGUAAGAACUCACUACACUACUAAUUUUCUGGCAAAUCCAUUUACUCCUUUUCAUUUCAAGCUGAAAAAGGUUAAGGAUGCUUUAGUUCAAUGGAGUAAGGAUACUUUUGGAAAUAUUUUCCAAGAUAUUGAGACUUUAGAGGAAGUGAUCAAGGUACAUGAGAUUCAAUUUGAACUUCAACUUACCCCUAAUAAAAGAGAGAAACUAUAUAGGGUGCAAGCAGAUAUGAAUAGAUACCUUCAUCUUGAGGAGGAAUUUUUGAAACAAAAGGAUGGAAUGCAAUGGUUUCAGGAUGGUGAUAGGAAUACAAAAUUCUUUCAUGCUUAUGUCCAAGGGAGAAGGAAGAGAUUUCAAUAA
Molecule: messenger RNA, 837 nt
Organism: Lycium ferocissimum
Lineage: Eukaryota; Viridiplantae; Streptophyta; Magnoliopsida; Solanales; Solanaceae
Exons: 3
Coding region: 1-837 (278 amino acids)
Source: RefSeq, a predicted model, not a curated record